Octopus bimaculoides (California two-spot octopus) is the source of this 3202-nucleotide messenger RNA. Its product is annotated as heat shock 70 kDa protein 4. The record is from RefSeq and is a predicted model, not a curated record. Lineage: Eukaryota; Metazoa; Mollusca; Cephalopoda; Octopoda; Octopodidae.
AACUCUGAUCUUAUUUCCGUUUGAUGAGAUCUUUUAUUAAAUUCACGUGUCGUCUAGAAAUUUCUCCUUAAAUUCAUAGGGAAGUUUCUUCAUGGGAGACGCAUUCAGAUAGAUAUUUUAUAGUGUAAAAAGGAUUUAUUUUAUUUGUUUUUGCACUUGGUCCACUUUCUCUGUAUUACCUCUAUUAUAAUUCCAUUUACAAACUAGUGACUUUUAAAAAAAAUGUCUGUGGUCGGCAUAGAUUUCGGUAGCCAGUCCUGUUAUAUAUCGGUUGCCCGGGCUGGUGGCAUAGAGACCAUAUCCAACGAAUACAGUGAUAGAUGCACACCGAGUUAUGUUUCAUUCAACGAAAAGUCUCGAUGCAUGGGCAAUUCAUCCAAAAACCAGUCUGUAAGUAAUUUCCGUAAUACUCUGUUUAAUUUCCGAUGUUUACUUGGUCGUAAAUUCAAUGAUCCUCAAGCUCAGGAAGAGAUAAAACAUUUACCAUAUACUGUUCGGUCGGAUAAUAAAGGUAAUGUUCUUAUUGAGGUUAAUUACAUGAAUGAUGUUUAUCCAUUUACACCAGAACAAAUAUCUGCUAUGUUAUUAACAAAACUAAAGAAAACCGCUGAAGUAGCGUUAAGCGCUAAAGUUGUUGACUGUGUUGUAUCUGUACCUUGUUAUUUCACUGAUUCUGAGAGGCGUGCCCUACUUGAUGCGACCGGCAUGUGCGGCCUCAAUUGUUUGCGACUUCUUAACGAUACUACUGCAGCAUCUCUUGCGUAUGGUAUUUACAAACAAGACCUACCCGAUGAAAAGCAAAAAUCAAGAAAUGUUAUAUUCGUCAACAUGGGUUACUCUUCGCUUCAAGUAUGUGUGACUGCUUUUAACAAAGGUAAACUUAAAGUACUUGCCGUGGCUUUUGACUCUCAUCUUGGUGGUCGCGAUUUUGAUCAAGUUCUUGUUGAAUACUUCAUAGAAGAUUUCAAACAACGUUACAAACUGGAUGUUCGCAGCAAAGUUAAACCUCUCAUUCGUCUUAAGUCUGAAUGUGAGAAAAUGAAAAAGAUAAUGAGUGCCACUACGCAACCCGUACAGCUAAAUAUUGAAUGCUUUAUGGAAGAUAAGGAUGUUUCUGGAAAACUAGAACGGGAAGUAUUUGAAGACAUGUGCCAACCUUUGUUUAAAAGAGCGGAAGAUACAAUGCGUUCUAUUCUACCCCUGUCAAAAUUACAUUUAGAUGAUAUUCAUUCUGUGGAAAUUGUUGGCGGUGUUACGAGAAUCCCUGCUAUAAAAUGUCUUAUCAAAAAGAUGUUUGGAGUUGAACCAAGCACCACAUUGAAUGCUGAUGAAGUGAUUGCUCGUGGUUGUGCGUUACAAUGUGCUAUACUAUCGCCAACAUUCAGAGUUAGAGAUUUUUCUAUUGUUGAUUGUCAACCAUAUGCUGUUUCAAUGAAAUGGUUAGGAGGUGGUACUAGCGAAGAUAACGUUCUUGAAGUUUUCCCAAAAUUUCAUGUUUUUCCUUUUACUAAAAUGAUGACAUUUUAUCGGAAAGAAUCCUUCCAACUUGAAGCUUUCUAUUCCCAGCAAGAAACUGUUUCUACUUGUCAACCCACUAUUGGCUCUUUCAAAGUCCAGAAUGUUACACCUCAAGCCACUGGAGAAAGUUCUAAAAUAAAAGUUCAUGUAAAAAUUAAUAUUCAUGGAAUAUUCAGUGUUCCUUCUGCUUCAAUGGUAGAAAAGUUGGAUAGUGCAGAUUCUAGUGGAGAACCAAUGGAUUUAGAUGAGAAAAAGGAAGAGGAAGACGACAUGGAAACUCAAACUAAUACUAGUAAAAAUCCGGAACAAACAGACUCUUCUGAAACAUCAAUGCAAACUGAUGAUGGGGGAAAGCAGUCAGGCGACAAGAAAGAGCAAACCAAUAAGAAAGUAAAGAAAGUGAAAAUGAUUGAUUUACCUGUCGAAAGUAUUGUUCCACAACUUAAUAAAACCCAGCUUCAUGCUUGUGUUGAAAAAGAAAACCAAAUGAUAAUGCAAGACAAGCUUGAGAAAGAUCGUGUAGAUGCUAAAAAUGCCGUUGAAGAGUAUGUUUAUGAGAUGCGUGAUCGUUUAUAUGGUCCACUUGAGCAGUUUGUUGAAGAAAGUCACCGAAGCGAGUUCAGUAAAAUGUUGGAUGAUGUAGAAAAUUGGCUUUAUGAUGAAGGAGAAGAUCAGUUAAAACAAGUGUACAUAGACAAACUUGCACAUCUUCAGAAAUACAGUAAUCCUAUUUGUAAACGAUAUCAGGAAGCAGUAGACAGGCCAGCUGCCUUCCAAUCACUGGGUAGUGUGUUACAACAGAUACGUAAGUUUUUAGAUUUGUAUGCCAAGAAGGAUGAACAAUAUAGUCAUAUUAGUGAUCAGGAUGUGAAUACAGUGAGUAAGGCUUUGAAAGAGAAGAGCGAGUGGUUUGAAAAAAGUCAAAAUCAGCAGAACCAAAGAAGUCCUUUUGAAGACCCUGUUGUUACUUGCUCUGAGAUCAAUUCUCAACAACAAAGCUUGGAGUCAACAUGUAUGCCAAUUAUAAAUAAACCAAAACCGGAACCAAAGAAAGAACCACCACCUCCUGAAAGUCAAGAAAAGAAUUCUGUUCCAAAUGAACCAACAACACAGCAACAGAGCCAAACUGACCCAUCUUCUCAGCCCAAACCUGAAGAAUCAGAUCCAACUAUGGAAGUUGAUUAAUUUUACAUUUUCUUCCAAAUCAAAGUUGCUGUUAGUUAUGUAAGUUUGUGUUGUUGUUUAUUUCACAUCUUUUUUGUUCUUAUUAUUCAGCUAGAUCAGCAUAUAUUUUCAGAAUAUUUUACUUUUGAAACCAAGAAAUAUUUCAGUGUGGAAAAAAACCACUCUGCAUUAUUUGAAUUUUCAGUAAGAUUUUAAUCUUGUGAAAAUGACUGAAAAUAUAUUAGAACAUUAUUUUUAAAAAACUGUCUAGAACAAGGGAAAAAAAAUGAAAUGCUUCUAAAAUGCUAAGGAACAUUGCACAUGUAACAAAAGUUUCCUUUAGGAAAAUAUUUGAUGGAAAUGUACUGUUUUUUUCUAAUUUUUUCAGUUUUUUUUUUUCCAUGCUAGCAUGGAUUGGAUAAUUCCACAAUUUGAAUUAUUUGUAAAAAUUUAUAAAUAUCUGUAAGACUUUUUUUUUUAAUUAUACAUUGAUAAAAAUAUAAAUAACCUCAAAAAUAAA